Molecule: messenger RNA, 1317 nt
Organism: Gastrolobium bilobum
Lineage: Eukaryota; Viridiplantae; Streptophyta; Magnoliopsida; Fabales; Fabaceae
Exons: 8
Coding region: 483-1046 (187 amino acids)
Source: RefSeq, a predicted model, not a curated record
UUUAGAAUUGAUUUAUACACAUUUGAUAAUAUUUUUAUAAUUUUAUAAUUUCAUAUGUUAAUAACAUGAUUUUAUUUAUAGAUCCCAACGUAAAGAGUGUGAUUUUAAUCCCCAAAUGCUGAGAUGCUAAAUCCCUAGAAGUUUCCACUCACUACAACCGAUUUGAGAAUCAACUUCUCACUUCAUUUCGUACUUCAAUCAGAUUUCGUCACUCUCUCGUUCUUUUUAAAUCCAUUCCGUCAGUUUCUCCGUUCUCCUAAUCUGAUUCAAGGCUUUAGUUGAGGUUCUUUGAUUCAAGGGUGCAGACAGCAGUCACAAGACCAUUGGCACUUAACAAAAGCUACCUCUCAACCCAGUCCUUUUGUGAGUAACUUAGCUGCCAAAUUUUUUUCCUUUGAACAGAUUUUCCACCCCACAUCUCAUUCAGCCACCGCAGAGUAUAUCAGUGGGGACAUCUGUUUGUUAAGGAAAACACACAUGCAAUGAUACAAGCUGGAGGUAGUAAGAGCAAUGCUAGGAGAGGCCGUGAAAUGGAGUUACAAUUGGGAAGACCUGUGUGUCGAAGUGAAAUUAUUUUGUCGACUUUAAUGAAGAAGGAUGGAAACUACAUAAAUGAAGAAGGAAAGAGUUUGGUUGACAAGAUAUCAGAGCACCUCUCUCAAGAUCAAGACCGUGCUGCCACUGUAGGUGUUCCAUCAAAGGUAAAUGUUUAUCCUGAUGAUGCUAUUGGAAAAGUAUGUGGAGCUGAGCAUUCUGGCCGAGUGCGUGGUAUAGGCAAUGGUAUUUGUCCUUCCGAAGUAUUUGGAAUGUCUAGGCGUUUUACUGGUUUUGUCAAUGUUGGUGGCUCCAAUCAACAAUGUGUUGAGGACUUGAAAAAGCAAGUCAAAUCUUUGGAAGUGAAGUUGGAUGGAUAUGAAGAAAUGAAGGUUGGAUAUGAAGAGACUAAGGAACAACUUGUACAAACCCAAAAACAAAUGGCUACUCUUCACAAAUUUCUACUAGAUAAAUUUGGUAGUGGGCCCGAAGGUUUAUGCUCCUCCUCUUAACAGAAUUAAUGCUUUUAAGGUAUGAUUUGUGAUAAGCUUUUUUAAAAGGAUAGGAUGCAUACAACAACAAUUCUUGGAAGACAGAUUUAAAAAAUGUGUUGUCAUAUUUUGUUUAGUUGAAGAAUGAAGUUAAUAUUUUGUAUAGAUGUCUAGUGACAAUCACAAACUUAUAGUUUUAGCUUUAUUUGACAAAUAUUUCUCUUAAAUGAUGUAAGUGAAAAACAUGAUUAGCUCUUUUUGCUGGUAAAGGAAACUCCUUCAGCUUAUAUGA